Messenger RNA from Prunus armeniaca (apricot), 327 nucleotides. NCBI's taxonomy places the organism in Eukaryota, Viridiplantae, Streptophyta, Magnoliopsida, Rosales, Rosaceae. The record is from the annotation of a GenBank genome assembly.
AUGAAGCUUAGCAGUUGGUUACCGGAAGUUGAAUCUAUGAGCUUAUUAAUUCUUGGCAAUGGAAAGUUGUCAUUCAGGCAUGCCUUGUUAAAGGUCGGUGUAGUCCAUGCACACUCUCCACUUGCCUUAGUCUUUCUUUGCUACCAUGACAACGUUGGUCAGCCAUUCCGAGCAGCUAGGAGCUUGUCAAUCUUGGCUUCAAUGAUGGAAACUCGCUUGGGAGCGAGGUUGCGUCUCUUCUGCGCCAACAAAGGGGUAGGAUGGACUUCGGCCACAAGAUCAAAAGGCGAAGUAGAAAGAGCUUCUGUGCUGGCGAGGUUGACAUGA